Molecule: messenger RNA, 1076 nt
Organism: Gekko japonicus
Lineage: Eukaryota; Metazoa; Chordata; Lepidosauria; Squamata; Gekkonidae
Product: interferon-inducible GTPase 5-like
Exons: 1
Cellular component (GO): membrane
Molecular function (GO): GTPase activity; GTP binding
Source: RefSeq, a predicted model, not a curated record
CCAAAAGAACAGCUAUGGGAUGCAUCUGUUCAAAAAAAGUCACAAACUCCUCAAACAAAGUGACAAAAUCCUCAAAAAAAGCCAUAGAAAAGGAUCUUGCUGAGCUGAAGUCCUGUUUGGAGCAAAAAAGCCUCCCAAAUCUAUUAGCUGACACUGAGCAAGAGCAAAAAUUAUUAGAGAAUACGACACUUCAUAUUGCAUUCACAGGGGUUUCAGGGGCUGGGAAAUCAUCCUUUCUGAAUGCCUUCCGGAAUAUCUCAGAUGGUAAAGACGGUUCAGCUAAAACUGGGGUGAAACAGACAACUAUGAAGCCAACGAGCUAUCCUCAUCCUAAAUUCCCAGAUCUGGUACUAUGGGAUCUUCCAGGAAUAGGGACACCUGAAUUUGAACCAAAAGAAUACUUAAAGAAGGUAAAUUUUAGCAGGUAUGACUUCUUUAUCAUCGUCACCUCAGAACGCAUUACUGCACAUGACACCAUGCUGGCCUCAGAAAUUCGAAAGAUGAAUAAGAGGUUUUACUUUGUUCGCACCAAAGUGGAUCAGGCUAUGGAUGCUGAGAGAAGGAAGCCAAACUUUAGUGAGGCACAGACCCUGGAAGAGAUACGUGAAUACUGCCUUUCUGAGUUGAGACAAGAAGGACUUGGCAAGCCAAAGGUUUUUCUCAUAUCCAGCUGGCAUUUGAAUAAGUAUGAUUUCCAUCUCCUACAGAGUACCUUAGCAGAUGACCUGAAUGAUCUCAAGAGGCAUGUUCUGAUUAUGGCGAUGCCAGCUUUCUCAAUAGAACACCUGCAAGAGAAAAGGGCUGCUAUGGAGGCCAUCAUCUGGAAAAGGGCACUUUUGUCUUGUGGCGUUGGGGCGAUUCCAAUCCAAGGUUUUUCUUUUAAUUUUGAUAUCGCCCUGUUGGUAGACACAAUGAAAGAGAUCUGCAAGGCCUUUGGCUUGGAUGAAGAUUCUCUCCGUAACCUUGCAAAACGGUUUGGCAAACCUACUGAUGUUCUGAAAUCUGCUGUCAAAAAGACUCCGAUGGCCAACCAGAUCAACAUGGAAUUUGUGAAGUCUCUGAUAAGCAAAUCAGCA